UCAUUACCAAGGGGUGGGGGAAAUCCAAGGGGGGAAAGAAGAAGAAGAAGAAGAAGAAGAAGAAAAACUCACUUGCACACGAUAAUGAUAAUCAUUAAAAGCGCCCGAGCCAGAUCCACCUACGAUCAACGUCCGCAUUGCAGGCGGUGAUAUCAUCCAAGAUGUCUUUUUGUCUCCUAUCGUAGAACGACCACCAUCAACACCAACUACGCAACAGCAACAACAUCAUCAUCAUCGUGCUAGUUGGCUGGAACAGCAUGAAAGUUAUCAAACCCGUUCGGAUGAAGAACAAUUAAUGCAUGGUGUACAUCCUUUUUCGCUUCGACCACCGCCGCAUUUGAUGCGGUCCCGACGGCAAUCUAGAACCGCACAGCAGAAUGGGGCAGUGACGUUGGAAGGAGUACGAGCAGCAGCCAAUCAGCAGGAACAACAACCAUCGUUGUCGUCGGAUAUUCCAGAAACGCGAUCGCAAGCAAGUAGCAAGAACAGUGGCACGAGUGCUGUCAGUCCACGAUUCAUGGCUUUAAGGAAACUGAGUGAGAGUGGAUUUAUGUCCUCAUAUGCUAAGCCGCCACCACCUCCUCCUCCUCCACCUACAGCAACCCACUCAUCCUCUGAGAACAGUAGUAUUGCACCCGACACGACCGACCUGAACUACGCGCUCCAUGAACAACGACUCCUGGAUCGCAUCGAUGAAAUGAUCGAAACGAAAUUAAAGAGCAACAUUUCGGAAAUUCUAUGGCGAGCCACAGAGAGUCAUCGGGAUGCUCGACGGUUUUGGGAAGAUCAGCGACGGGACAUGUUGGAAUUGGGUGCGUCCAUCUUACACAAAUUGAGCAUGAAUCAGGAGCAACAACGACAGCAACAACAGGCAGUAAGGCCACAACGACGACGACAACGACAACGACGAUAUCAUCCAGAUGGAACUAUCAUGAGUCCAGAAGACCAAGAAGAAGAAGAAGAGGACGACGACGACGAUUUAAUCUUUGAAGAAGAAGAAUUGGAGAGUUUGCGUAAAUUACGGAUUGAUUUGGAAAAUGAAGUGAGCGGGUAUCAGCUCAAGGAAAUUGCACAGCAGACUGAACUCCAGUCGAUCCGACAACGCAAUGCCGAGUUGGAAAAACAAGUGGAAAUGCAUCGUCAGCGAAACAGUGAGCUGGAAACACGAUUGGCUGCAACAGCAACAACGACAACAAGCUCGGUGGUAACACAGGAUCGUCCGUGCGCACCAACAAUAGAGAAAAGCGUUACAGCUGCUGGUGCUGGUGAAUCCUCCACUACCACGACUACACCGGAUCUAUCAGCUACAACAUCGGUCGUUUCACGGGAUGUGCAAACAGACAACAAUAGAAUCAUUUCGACGGCCACGAUGGAUUGGGCGGAUGUGGUUGCCGAGGAUGAAUGGGCGAAAAAGUAUACCGAGUUGGAGUCAAAAUAUCAGGUUGCAAACAGCAAAAUUGCCGAGUUGAAAAAACAAUUGCGUCGUCAAUCAUCAUCCACUACUGCUACUGCUGCUGCUUUGGUAAAACAGCCACGACCUGCAUCGUCCAUGGCCACUGUUCGUCCUCCGUCGCGUACUACAACAGCAUCACCGUUACCUGCUGCUACUACUGCUACUGCUACUGCUACUGCUAAUAAUAAUAAUUAUAGUAGCAAGCAUCGAAAACAUAAAUCCAUGACAGUAGUGGCUCCCCCAUCAAACAACACUAAGGAACGUAAAGCAAGCCAUCGUCAAAGCUACUUUAUGAACGAAGAUGGACAUCUGACGUUUACUACAGAAAUCAAUGGUCGACUAUCGCAGUAUACAGUCAAACUGCCGGGCAAGGAAGACACUAGUAGUAGUGCAUCAAGCAAAUUGAAUCCACUGGCGCAACCAUGGAAAACACCAACGACACAUUAAUAUCAUUUUACUACUAGAAAUGUCCCAACCAUAAUGACGAUGAUGCUGAUACCCCACACAUCCCCCAACAUAACCUCACAUUCUCUCCAAGAAGAACCACCCU
Molecule: messenger RNA, 2003 nt
Organism: Zychaea mexicana
Lineage: Eukaryota; Fungi; Mucoromycota; Mucoromycetes; Mucorales; Lichtheimiaceae
Exons: 2
Coding region: 296-1900 (534 amino acids)
Source: RefSeq, a predicted model, not a curated record